Lecanosticta acicola is the source of this 3278-nucleotide messenger RNA. The record is from the annotation of a GenBank genome assembly. NCBI's taxonomy places the organism in Eukaryota, Fungi, Ascomycota, Dothideomycetes, Mycosphaerellales, Mycosphaerellaceae.
AUGCGCCUACAGUAUGCGCUCGUAUCGCUGCUGGUCGCGCUAGCAUGCGCUGAACGCAUAGGUGUCCGCGACGGACUGCGCCUUCGUCAAGCACAGCAGAGCGGGACACCUGCUACGACGACGAACAAUGCGCCUUCGACUUCGGCAACAUCCGAUAACACAGAACCAAGCAAUGGACCUACCAGCACAGGAUCAGCGUCACAGGCAGCUACCACAGGCGAUUCGCAUUCGGUAUCUCCAUCGAAAAGCGGCGACGCGACUGUGCCAAUCACCCUGAGCGGAACUACCACUGGCUCUCCAAGUCCGACUGUAACGCUACCUGGGCCUAACAACUCCACCAACGAUGGAGUCACUUUGCCCAUUCAGCCGGCUCUCAAUCCGGCGUUGGGCAUUGCCGGUGUACUUCUUAUGAUUGCUGGCUUGGCCCUGGGCUUUGUCGGAAUCAAGCACAGGGAGACGCAGACGUUCCUUAGCACCGCAUUGGUGGUUGCGCUCUCCAUUGAAGUCCUGGUCGUCUAUCUGAUGCAUCCGCCAGUCCCAGCUGCUAUCCAAGGAGCUUACUUGGUCGCCGGAGUGUGCGGCGGUGCUCUGCUUGGCGGUCUGGCCCUGAUUUUCAAGGAGGUGUCCGAAGGUUUCGGUUGUGUCCUGGGCGGGUUCUGUCUUGCGAUGUGGCUCCUUGUCCUUCGACCAGGGGGGCUGAUCCAGAACAGUACCGGGAAAAUUGUCCUAAUCGCAGUCCUUUGUGCAGCAGGCUAUUGCUCAUACAUCAGUCGCUUUACCCGAGACUACGGGGUUAUCGUUUGUACAUCUUUUGCUGGAGCCACAGCUUUCAUUCUAGGAAUUGAUUGUUUCGGACGGGCGGGCCUGAAAGAAUUCUGGUUGUACAUCUGGGGUAAGUACAGGGAAGCUGACGUUGGGGUUCUACGACUUACGUUCUUGCAGAUUUGAACGACAAUGAGUUUCCCCUGUUUACUGAUACUUACCCCAUCACUCGCAACAUGCGAGUCGAGAUUGCGGCCAUCAUCAUUGUGGCGUUCCUGGGGACAAUGUCGCAGAUCAAGAUCUGGAAGAUUGUCAAGGAGCAGAAAGCCAAGCGAGACGCUCAGCGGAUCCUGGAUGAGGAAGCCAGGGAUGCCCUGGAAGAAGAGGUCGGACGUGACGUCGAGAACCGCAACCGCGAAAGCUUAGCUCACUGGGAAGAGUACCAUGAUGGCAAGAAGCAGCCACAAGUCUCUGUUGAGUCCGGCACCGCCUCGAUCGAUGAGUACAACAACAAAGACUACGAUACGGAGUCGAAAAGUGGAAGUCAAUCGUAUCCACUCGUCAAUGUCCGCUCCGCACAGAGCAAUCAUCGAUCGUCUUCAAGUGUGAACCAGGACAAUCGACGGUACACCCUGCCCAUCGAGCUCGACGAAGAUGGUCGCCCUAUGGAGAACGGUAAUCUGGAGACUGCGAGCCAGGCGGGAACGGCCACCAAUCCCUUUACCAGUCGCGACAACCUGAACGAAGUGGCCGGCCGUGAUAACCUCACCGAUGUGACCAGCUACAAGGGAACCAACGAGGGUGUUGCGGCAACUCUCAAAACGGAACCAGCGAGUCCCGGAUUUCUUUCACAAGAUCCAAUGGCCGCCGUAAAACGACCUGCGAAUGUGAAGCGCCUUUCGAUGAAGUCGCUUCAUGCGAAGCACGCUCUUGAAGCCGCCAACGAGGAGCCGUUCAUCGAGGAAGAAGAUGAGAUUGCAUCAUCAAUUGCUGCCACAGCUGCCGAACCUCCUGAUGCAGAUGCACUGUCGACACGGCUUUCUCGUCCAAAUUCGAUGUAUCUAUCCCAUGGUGCACGGAAUUCGACUGUCACGCUGCAGUUGAACAAUGAAGAGAUCAUCGAAGACGACGAUGAAGAGGCGUUGUAUCCAGCUCCAAAGAGUCCGCGACAUCUUGAUCCGAACAGUCCGGGAACACCCGCAUCGAACGACCGCAAAUCUGAAGCAGGGGACGGCUAUUUCGACGGCGCAGAAAAGUCGGAAUUGGCCGAACGGUUACCGAAACGGAUCUCGAAAGCGGCGACUACCUACAGGACGAACGAGUGGGCGAAAGAAGUCAGUCGUGCAGAACCGGAACCCAUCGAAGAAGAACUGGAGCCUGACGCCGAAGCGGUGCAAAUUGAAAUGGGCAACGCAGCAGAAUCUGCAAGGGCUGACGAGAACAAUGCGGCUCCUGCUCCGCCGCCACCUCCACCACAGCCAAAGAUUGAGCAGAAGGCGGAACAGAAGACGGAGAAGAAGAGGUCGAGCAACCGAUUAUCUCAGCGGAUCUCACGUACUCUCACUCCAGUCUAUUCUCACCAGGCCAAGCCAAGCGACGACAGCUGGUCAAUACCACUGGCGAAGCGCGCAAGCAGCAAUCCAGUCCUCAAUGUGGAAGCCCAGGAGCCACAAGCACCCGCACUGGAGCCCAGUCGCAAUGUCUCAGCACCUGUUCUCGAUCAACGGGUGGUGGAAUCGCCUGUUAACACCACUUUGCCAGACAAGGCGCGACAAGUAUCGCAGCUGAUGCGUAGACAGAGCAAUCUGCUGGACGAGAGGAGAGACAGGCUGGACAAUCGACUCACAACGACAUCCUUCAUGACACCUAGCGCAUCUACUCCCCCUCUCCUAGAAGAAGACUUAACCAGAGGAGGCGAGAGCAGCCAGGAAGGCAGCCAAGCAGACCACGCCUCGUCCUCGGGCAAGAACGAAGAGGACAUGACGCUCGCGCAACGCAAAGCUCUUGUCCAACAACAGCAACAAGUCAUGCAAGAAGGGGAAGACACCAUCCGUCCCAUGAACUCCAGACACGUCUCGCAAACUAUCUCCCACUUGAAUAUGCCCACCCCAGCAGCCUCGCCUCCACCACCCUUCCAACGUUCUCCCAGCGGCCUCAGCAUGACAAAACCCAUACGCAUGUCCUCCGCAGGACCAAGCAAGCCAAUCUACGACUCCCACCAACCACAUCGCACUUCCUCCCACAACGCAAACAAACAAGCCCAGAACUGGAGCAUGUGGCGAUCUUCCAACGCCGUCGCGAAUACUUCCCGCCAACCAAUUUUGUAUUCGGAUUCGCAGAUGGAGAUGCUCCGCGCUGCUCGCAUGCAGCGUGAGAAUGAAGCCCGUGCCAAAGAGGAACAGAAGAGGGCGAAGCAGGAACAGAUUGAUGCGCAUAUGCGCAUGGGCGGCAUGAAUGAUGCGCAUCGGGCUGCUAUUGCUAGGAUGCAGGGAGAAGCUAACAAGAAGGCUCUCUGA